UUCCGCGCUCGAGGCGGCGGCGGCUCGAGCGGUUCGAAGAUGCAGGCGGUACGGACGGCCCCGAUCGUGGGGCAGCAGCUGCGGAGGUUGGGGGUCGGAAGCUCGUGGCCCCGUGCGCUCCUGGGGCAGACCCCGCUCGGCCUGGCCCGGCGACCCUAUGCCAGUGGGGCGACUCAGGCGGUUCUGGAGAAGUCAGAUCCCCUUUCCCCUGAGGCUUCGACCCAGGAGAAGCAGGCCAAGGCGGAAUCGAAGUCCUUUGCAGCCGGGAUGUUCCGGGGCCAGCUCACCACCGACCAGGUGUUCCCUUACCCCUCUGUGCUCAACGAGGAGCAGACACAGUUUCUCAAAGAGCUGGUGGGGCCUGUGUCCCGUUUCUUUGAGGAGGUCAACGAUCCUGCCAAGAACGACAUGAUGGAGAAGGUGGAGGAGACCACUAUGCAGGGUCUCAAGGAGCUGGGGGCCUUUGGUCUGCAAGUGCCCAGCGAACUGGGCGGCGUGGGCCUCUGUAACACCCAGUACGCCCGCUUAGUGGAGAUCGUGGGCACUCAUGACCUUGGCGUGGGCAUCACCCUGGGGGCUCAUCAGAGCAUCGGAUUCAAAGGCAUCCUGCUCUUUGGCACAAAGGCUCAGAAAGAAAAGUACCUCCCCAAACUGGCAUCUGGGGAGACCAUAGCUGCUUUCUGUCUAACCGAGCCCUCCAGUGGGUCGGAUGCAGCCUCCAUCCGAAGUUCGGCUGUGCCCAGCCCCUGUGGAAAAUAUUACACCCUCAAUGGAAGCAAGAUUUGGAUCAGUAACGGGGGCCUGGCAGAUAUCUUCACGGUCUUUGCCAAGACACCAGUUACAGAUGCAGCCACGGGGGCCGUGAAAGAGAAGAUCACAGCUUUUGUGGUGGAAAGGAGCUUUGGAGGUGUUACCCACGGGCCCCCGGAGAAGAAGAUGGGCAUCAAGGCCUCGAACACGGCAGAGGUGUACUUUGAUGGAGUACGGGUGCCGGCAGAAAACGUGCUGGGCGAGGUAGGGGGUGGCUUCAAGGUCGCCAUGCACAUUCUCAACAACGGAAGGUUCGGCAUGGCCGCGGCCCUUGCAGGCACCAUGAAGGGCAUCAUCGCUAAGGCGGUGAGUACCAUGCCUGGACAGAAGUCACACGGUCCCCCUUCCCAUGUGGCCCUGUCCCCUUGA
Molecule: messenger RNA, 1179 nt
Organism: Puma concolor (puma)
Lineage: Eukaryota; Metazoa; Chordata; Mammalia; Carnivora; Felidae
Source: RefSeq, a predicted model, not a curated record